This is a messenger RNA of Perca flavescens (yellow perch), 4435 nucleotides long. It is a transcript of the gene kif5ab, whose product is annotated as kinesin family member 5A, b. The transcript is spliced from 29 exons. The record is from RefSeq and is a predicted model, not a curated record. NCBI's taxonomy places the organism in Eukaryota, Metazoa, Chordata, Actinopteri, Perciformes, Percidae. Bases 371 to 3595 code for a protein of 1074 amino acids. Gene Ontology annotation, molecular function: ATP binding; microtubule motor activity; microtubule binding. Gene Ontology annotation, biological process: microtubule-based movement.
UUGGAAUAUACUCCCCAUUUACAACUCUCUAUCUGUUUUCCACCGCUCAACUGCAUCCGAGUUUGGUUAGAGAGCAUUUAAUACAAGAAACUCUCUCAAACAGGUUCUUUGUUUUUUUUUUUUUUGCUUUUGAUUUACAUUUCUUAAAUGAAUUAGAAUAUAGGCUAGUCUCUCCCAAAACUCGUAGUUGACCAUUCUUCCACAUGCUUCGCCUGCCAGUGCUUUGCAUGUGGGGUUAGCCGGUGGUUUCAGCCCUGCGUCCAGGUGGUUUACGGGAAAAGGUUGCACAGGGAAUAUUUGAUCUUUAAUUUAGAUAAAGACAUUUUUAUCUUUUGGAAGCACGUCCACUAUUUUUUUUUCUCUCCCCACAAUGGCUGAUGCUAACGCAGAAUGCAAUAUCAAGGUUUUGUGUCGAUUUCGUCCUCUGAACAAGUCCGAAAUUAUCCGCGGAGAUAAGUUCAUCCCAAUAUUUCAAGGAGAAGACACUGUCAUUCUCGGGGGGAAGUCGUACGUGUUUGACCAGGUGUUCCCCACUAACACCACGCAGAUACAGGUCUACAACACCUGCGCCAAGCAGAUUGUCAAAGAUGUACUGGGUGGAUACAAUGGGACUAUCUUUGCUUAUGGGCAGACUUCCUCUGGAAAAACACACACCAUGGAGGGGAACCUUCAUGAUCCCCAGGGAAUGGGAAUCAUCCCCCGGAUCGCAGAGGACAUUUUUGAACAUAUAUUUGCUAUGGAUGAGAACCUAGAAUUCCACAUAAAGGUCUCCUACUUUGAGAUCUACAUGGAUAAAAUACGGGACCUGCUGGAUGUGACAAAAACCAACCUGUCAGUGCAUGAAGACAAAUACAGAGUUCCUUAUGUGAAGGGCUGCACGGAGCGCUUUGUCACGAGUCCAGAGGAAGUGAUGGAUGUGAUAGAUGAAGGGAAGGCCAACCGUCAUGUUGCUGUCACCAACAUGAAUGAGCACAGUUCCCGCAGUCACAGCAUCUUCCUGAUAAACAUCAAACAAGAAAACGUGGAGACAGAGCAGAAGCUGUGUGGGAAACUGUACUUGGUCGACCUAGCUGGGAGUGAGAAGGUCAGUAAGACAGGUGCAGAGGGAUCAGUGCUGGAUGAGGCCAAGAACAUCAACAAGUCUCUGUCGGCCCUGGGGAACGUCAUCUCAGCCUUGGCUGAGGGAACGAAAUCUCAUGUGCCGUACCGUGACAGCAAAAUGACUCGCAUCUUACAGGACUCGCUGGGCGGGAACUGUCGCACCACCAUGUUCAUCUGUUGCUCUCCCUCCAGCUACAAUGAUACAGAGACCAAAUCCACUUUGAUGUUUGGCCAACGAGCCAAGACCAUAAGAAAUACUGUGUCAGUGAACCUGGAGCUCACAGCAGAGCAGUGGAAGAAGAAGUACGAAAAGGAAAAGGAGAAGAACAGGUCAUUGAAGGAGACUGUUCAAAGACUGGAGGUUGAGCUGAACCGCUGGAGGAAUGGUGAGGAUGUUGUUGCGUUUGAGCAUCUGAGUCCUGGAUCAGAGGACAUCCCCUUGGGGCCUCCCGAAUCUGAGGAUCCGCUACUCGACAUCUGCAGCCCUUGCAGCCCUUGCUCAGUUGCUUCCUCCAUUGUGGUUCACAUCUCUGAGGAGGAACGGCAGAAGUAUGAGGAGGAGAUCCGCAAGCUUUACAAACAGCUGGAUGAUAAGGAUGAUGAGAUAAACCACCAGAGCCAGAUGGUGGAGAAACUGAAGGAGCAGAUGCUGAACCAGGAGGAGCUUCUAGCAUCAUCCAGGGGUGACAGCGAGAAGGUGCAGUCAGAGCUCGGCAGGCUGCAGACAGAGAAUGAAUGUGCUAAAGCCGAGGUGAAGGAGGUCCUCCAGGCCCUGGAGGAGCUCGCGGUCAACUACGACCAGAAGAGCCUGGAGGUCGAGGAGAAGAGCGUGCAGAACAAGCUGCUGGCUGAAGAGCUUGCAAAAAAAAUGGCUCACCUAAUGGGUUUAGAGGCGGAGCUGUCCCGUAUCCAGGAAGUGAGCAGCCACCAAAGGAAACGCAUCACUGAGAUUCUCAACGCCCUGAUGAGGGACCUGAGUGAGUUCAGCACCAUCGUUGGAAACGGGGACAUCAAGCUGCCCAUGGAGAUCACUGGUGCGAUCGAGGAGGAGUUCACAGUGGCCCGGCUCUACAUCAGUAAGAUAAAGUCAGAGGUGAAGUCAAUGGUGAAGCGCUGCCGCCACUUGGAGAACCUUCAGAUGGAUUGUCACCGCAAGAUGGAGGAAACGGGCAGAGAGCUGUCCUCAUGUCACCUCCUAAUUUCACAGCACGAGGCAAAGAUCCGCUCUCUGACGGACUACAUGCAUAAUGUGGAGCUGAAGAGGAGGAAGCUGGAGGACAGCUAUGACUCUCUGAGCGAGGAGUUGGCCAAACUCCAAGCUCAAGAGAGCAUGUCACAGGUGACCAGCGGGGAGAAUCUGUCGUCUGUCCAGGAUUCCUGUUAUAUAAAGAUGGCUUUGGAGCAGCAGAUGGAGUCACACCGUGAGUCGCACAGCAAACAGCUUGGCCGCCUGCGAGACGAGAUGAAUGAGAAGCAGAAGAUCAUCGAUGACUUAACCGAUUGUAACCAGAAGCAGCAGCUGGAGUUGGAGCAACUGCACUGUGACUUUGAACGUCUCAGGAGCCAAGAGCAUCACAAGAGCCGGCAGCUGGAGGAACUGACAUUUCUCCAUGAGCGGCAUGAACAGUCAAAGCGGGACCUCAAAGGGCUGGAGGAGACUGUUGCUCGUGAGCUCUACACCCUGCACAACCUCCGCAAGCUUUUUGUUCAAGACCUCACAUCUCGAGUUAGAAAGAGUGCACAGAUGGAGCCUGAUGAUAGUGGGGGAUAUAUGACCCAGAAGCAGAAGAUUUCCUUUCUUGAAAACAACCUGGACCAGCUUACAAAAGUUCACAAACAGCUGGUACGUGACAAUGCAGAUCUUCGCUGUGAGCUUCCAAAACUGGAGAAACGUCUUCGGUCUACAGCUGAGCGAGUUAAGGCGCUGGAGGGUGCGCUGAAGGAGGCGAAGGAAGGAGCCAUGAAGGACCGCCACCACUACCAGCAGGAGGUGGAGCGUAUCAAAGAUGUGAUGAGGGCUCGCAAUCCCUUCCGCCGGCCCCAUGCUGCACAGAUAGCCAAGCCUGUGCGUGCUGGCCACUACCCAGCAUGCUCUCCCACCAAUCCCUUCUUCAUCCGAGGCUACAGUGAUCACCCCAUUGCCUUCUACAAAGCUGAUUUCCACAACAGCAACAACCAACACGCUGCUGCUCCUGCUGCUCCUGCAACACCAGAGGGUGAGCCCAGGUUACCCGAGACCAACUCCAAACAGAACAGCCCCACCAAACACCUCAACUCCCAAAACAACGCUCAGGACAACAUCCUUCCAGCUGAACCACCAAGCCAAGGAGACAAGAACACUGCAGAGAUGCUUGAUUCAGAAAAUGGAAACACCACAGAUAUCAAUGACAACAGCAUGUGUCUGAAUGUGAAUUCUGUGUCCAGAACUGACGUCUGUGACAAUCAGGACCCAGCCAAACUCUACAGUCUGCAGCCGGAGACCUCAGCCAGCUAAUAGUCCUGAGCAGGCAGACGUUUUUUUCUGAGGCAUCCUCUGUAAAUCUGCAUGCAGCUGGUCACUGUCCUCCGAGCCUCCCCUUCCUCUCUCACCCUCAUCUGCUGUAAACAGACCUCUAUCUCUCUCGUGUCCCCUUUCCUUUCCCUGCUUGCUCCUCUUCAAUCCCUUCUCCUUCCUUUACAAUAAUGUGGGGUGUAUGUGGGUAUCAGUAAAAUCCAUAGCAAGCACUGCAUCUCAAAUGGCAGCUGACACCCAUAUUGCUGCACACACUCAUGAAAACAAAGGGACCAUAAAUAGUAGGUGGGAAAGAGAAGCUGCAGUACAGUAGGUAGCCACUAGGGUGUGCUGUUUGUCUCAGAGAGUGUAUCACAGUGGACAUAAACCCAGUACAUUCAAGCUGAGGUUAGUCUUCAUAAUUAUUACUAUUAUUUAACAUGUAUGGAUCUGAAAACUCCAAGUUAAACUACAUGAAAACAACAUGAAAAAGGUGAACCUUGAGCUCACUUUACUAAUUACACUUUUGACUGUGCAUGAUGAUUUUUGAUGUUGGUUUUCAGCUUUUCUCGGAAAAUACAUGAGGUAGAGAAAGAGAGAAAGUGGAGGAUUACUAUGAAAUGUUUCAGUCUAAAAUUGCACUGUAAGUCAAUGUCAAUGGGGAAUUCAGUCUUUUUUUGUAAGGAUAAGGUUGGUAUUAUUCAAUAUUUUUGUUAUUGCGUUACAAUGCGUUACUGUCUUAGUAUUUUCCGACUUGCCCAGCCUGCCUGUGGCUCUCAGUCCAAAGCCAAUUGAAGACAUACACCCUAAAAAACAGGCCUUAAAUAUAUUGUUUAAUUUGUA